AUGGAACCUAAGGCUGGAGCCUUCCUGUCUGCUGGCCUCAGCGUCCUUGCACCCUCGGAAACCUAUCCGCUGCCAGUGACCAGCUCCAGUUGGGAGCCCCGCCUGGGGGCGCCGUUUCCACAGGGCCCUGGCACUAGCUCCUCUGCAGAGGCCCACGCCGUGGCUGAGCCCACUGGGCAGGGACCCAAGAACCCGCGUGUGUCCAGCGUGAUGGUUCAGCUGGAGAUGAAACCCCUGUGGGAAGAAUUCAACCAGCUGGGCACCGAGAUGAUUGUCACCAAGGCGGGCAGGAGGAUGUUCCCCACCUUCCAGGUGAAGAUCCUGGGCAUGGACACAUUGGCCGACUACGCCCUGCUCAUGGACUUCAUCCCGCUGGACGACAAGAGAUACAGGUACGCCUUCCACAGCUCAGCCUGGCUGGUGGCGGGCAAGGCUGACCCGGCCACGCCUGGCCGCGUGCACUUCCAUCCGGACUCACCAGCCAAGGGCGCCCAGUGGAUGCGUCAGAUCGUGUCCUUUGACAAGCUCAAGCUGACCAACAACCUGCUGGACGACAAUGGCCAUAUCAUCCUCAACUCCAUGCACCGCUACCAGCCGCGAUUCCACGUGGUCUUCGUGGACCCGCGGAAGGACAGCGAGCGCUACGCCCAGGAGAACUUCAAGUCCUUCGUCUUCACAGAGACCCAGUUCACGGCGGUGACGGCCUACCAGAACCACCGGAUCACCCAGCUGAAGAUCGCCAGCAACCCUUUUGCCAAGGGCUUCAGAGAGAGUGACCCGGACUCCUGGCCUGUGGCCCCAGGGCCCCUGCUCAGUACCCCAGCCCGGAGUCGCAGCAGCCUCAGUCCCUGCCUAUUGGCAGGCGCCACAGAGCAGGAGAAAGACCCCAACAAAGCUUCAGCCUCCACCUCCAGGACCCAUGUCCGGCUCCACCAUCAGCUGCUGCCCUCUCCUGAAGCCCUGCUGGCCCCAGCCACCUAUAGGCCCCUCACUUACCAGGGCCUGUACCCUGGAGCCCCAAGCCAUCUUGGGAUUCCAAGGACCCGACCAGCACCAUACCCUCUCCCCAACAUCCGGGCUAAUGGAGAUCAGGGCACCCUGACCCUCCCAGCUGGGCUGGGGCUGCUGUCCCCAACCGCUGCACACCUGGGACCUGGCCAGGACUCUCAGUGAUGGCAGAAGCCUUCUACCCUGGACCUUCACCCAUGUGAGAGUGUCUCCACCCUACCCCCUGC
Messenger RNA from Marmota flaviventris (yellow-bellied marmot), 1235 nucleotides. RefSeq names its product T-box transcription factor 10 (gene Tbx10). Lineage: Eukaryota; Metazoa; Chordata; Mammalia; Rodentia; Sciuridae. The record is from RefSeq and is a predicted model, not a curated record. Gene Ontology annotation, cellular component: chromatin; nucleus. Gene Ontology annotation, biological process: cell fate specification; positive regulation of DNA-templated transcription; regulation of transcription by RNA polymerase II. Gene Ontology annotation, molecular function: DNA-binding transcription factor activity, RNA polymerase II-specific; RNA polymerase II cis-regulatory region sequence-specific DNA binding.